This is a messenger RNA of Prunus armeniaca (apricot), 1662 nucleotides long. NCBI's taxonomy places the organism in Eukaryota, Viridiplantae, Streptophyta, Magnoliopsida, Rosales, Rosaceae. The record is from the annotation of a GenBank genome assembly.
AUGGCAGCACAAGGAGGAACAACGUUGGAGCACACGCCGACAUGGGUGGUGGCUUUGGUGUGUAGUGUCAUAGUGCUUAUAUCCCUAGCCCUCGAGAGAAUCCUUCACUACACUGGCAAGGCAUGCAUCCUCCCCAUCCACUCUACACAUACACACCCACAUAUAUUCUCAUCUCGAUUUUAUCUCAAGAAACAGAACCAGAAACCUCUGUUUGAGGCCUUGCAGAAGAUCAAAGAAGAGUUGAUGCUUUUGGGGUUUAUAUCACUGCUGCUGACGGUGUGCCAAGAUCGUAUAGCCAAAAUCUGUAUAACGGAGAAACAGGCUAGUCAAUGGCUGCCUUGUAAGAAAGAAAAACAAGAGACCACUACUAGUACUACUGCCCAUUUCCAGACCUUGUUUACUACUUCCUUUCUUCCCUGGACUACUUCCACUGCUACUACUACUGCCCGUCGCUUACUUGCUGACGACUCUGAUUCUGCUGGCUGUCCGGAGGGGAAGGUCCCAUUGUUAUCCACCACUGCAUUGCAUCAUCUUCAUAUCUUCAUCUUUGUGCUGGCUGUGGUGCAUGUGACUUUCUGUGUUCUAACCAUUCUUUUUGGAGGGGCAAAGAUACGUCAAUGGAAACAUUGGGAGGAUUCUAUCGCAAAAAAGGAGUACAACCCCGAAGAAGUUUUGACAAAGAAGUUCACGCACGUUCAAGAUCAUGACUUUAUCAGGGGUCGCUUUCUUGGUAUUGGAAAGAAUUCAGCUUUUCUAGGCUGGUUGCAUGCGUUUUUCAAGCAAUUUUAUGGGUCUGUGACCAAAACAGAUUAUAUGACAAUGCGAUUAGGCUUCAUCAGUACCCAUUGCAGGGGGAAUCCAAAUUUUAAUUUCCACAAGUACAUGAUACGUGCCCUUGAAGCAGAUUUUAAGAGAGUCGUUGGAAUAAGUUGGUAUCUUUGGAUCUUUGUGGUCAUCUUCUUGUUGCUGAAUGUCUCGGGUUGGCAUGCCUAUUUCUGGAUAGCAUUCAUUCCGUUCAUUCUUUUACUUGCUGUUGGCACUAAGUUGGAGCAUGUAAUUACCCAACUGGCCCAUGAGGUUGCUGAGAAACACAUUGCAAUCGAAGGGGACUUGGUUGUUCAACCUUCAGAUGAUCACUUCUGGUUCCACAGGCCCAGACUGGUUCUCUUACUGAUUCAAAUCAUCUUGUUCCAAAAUUCUUUUGAACUGGCAUUUUUCUUCUGGAUAUGGGUUCAAUAUUCAUUUGAUUCCUGCAUAAUGGGGCAAGUUGGUUAUAUCAUCCCAAGACUUGUUAUUGGAGCAUUCAUUCAGUUCGUCUGCAGUUACAGUACCUUGCCAUUGUACGCAAUUGUCACACAGAUGGGAAGUUCAUUCAAGAAGGCUAUAUUUGAAGAACAUAUACAAGAGGGGCUUGUUGGCUGGGCUCGGUCGGCCAAAAAGAACAAGGCGUUGAGAAAGGCUGCUAAUGGUUCUUCUUCUAGCCAAGGAGGACCCAAAGAGGCUUCUCAGACAGUCCAAUUGGCUCAAGUAGCAGGAAAUAAGGAAUCUUCACGAGAAGAUGAUCUCAAGACAGGAGAAAUUGAGCCUGAACUGCCACUCAUAAAUCAAAAUGAAAAACCUCCUGGUCUCACUCAAACUAGUCUUACUAGUAAACUUCAAUAG